Suillus clintonianus is the source of this 990-nucleotide messenger RNA. RefSeq lists its product as uncharacterized. Lineage: Eukaryota; Fungi; Basidiomycota; Agaricomycetes; Boletales; Suillaceae. The annotation marks the transcript as partial. The transcript has 2 exons. The record is from RefSeq and is a predicted model, not a curated record.
CCAGUCAUUGAUCCAGCUCUUCUCCCACUGCCCGAGAGCACUGAUCAAGACUUGGUGGAUCCCGUGUCCAUUGCGGAGGCCCAUGGGUAUACCCCUGUGACGAAAACUGCUGGCGCUCGUCGCAAGGUCCAAGCAUCAAAAGGUAAAGGAAAGGUAAAACGGCCUCGUGAGAUCACGGAGGACGACGAUGAUGCCAGAGCCAAACGCGGGCGGCCUUCUGGCUCCAACAACUACACGUCAGCUGAUGUAAAAGCACUUCUUAACUUUGUCGAAGAUGAACUCCCGCUCGGUCAGCGAGGCUGGCAGGUGAUACACACCAAAUUCGCCGAGUGGUCAAAGGCUCGUGGUCGUCCUGAUCGCAAACUCAAUUCACUCGAAACUAAAUUCAAACAGCUUGUCAAAACUACCAAACCCACUGGGGAUGGGGUCUGCCCUCCUGAUGUCACUCGAGCACACUAUAUCGACUUGCUCAUCAACGAACGAGCAGGGACACGUGAUCUCAAUGAUGAGGAUUUUGACGACCAAGAUGCAGGCAGUCACACGGACUCGUCUAGCCAAGAUGAGCCACAGCAUGUCGCAGUUGCAAGGGCCACUCGAACCGAUGCUCCUGUCCCACGUUGCAAUGCACGUGGUGCCGCUGCUUCAGAGCUGCUGACUCGUCUAUCGGGUGCAUUUGAUCCAGUCACACAGCGAGCCCGAGACGAAGAACGAGCAGCUCGCACUCUCGCUAAUACCCAACUUAUGACACAGGCACAGCAACUGCGGGACUCACAGGCCACCAAUGAAAAUCUUCGGAACCAACUCUUUGACUUGCGUGCGAGGCUGUACGAUGUUGAACGUGCUUGUGACAAGGCCGAGUUGCGUGCGGAGAUGUUGGACAUGAAAGUAUCUGGCUGCCAUCAAAGACUGCGUUCGCCCCUUCCCAAAGAGAAGACUAUGGUGUCAGAGUGGUACCCAGAUGGUGGGCAAUCAAUAAGGUGGAUAACUGAU